AUGGGGGUAAUCCUCCUGAACCCCGUUAAAACCAGUUCUGCACUGGUGUCGUCGCUGGGAACGCAGAGCCAGACUGAAUUCCCCGACGGCAAACAGAGAAACGCACGUAUAGUGAUGACUACCCUGCUACUCACCGAGCAAAUAACGCAAGAAGACCGCGGCUCAGAGGGAAACUACGUGCUUUAUGGAUCCUCUUGCGCCCAAAUCACCGAGGAAGCUGAAUACGUGAAAAAGCAGCUUCCUCAAGCCGCGGGCGAUAGAGCGGAGUCGAAGAGCAGCGGCUGGAGCUGCAGCCCUGUUGCAAGGACGGUGAAGGAAACUGAAGAGCAGCUGCUGGUGGUGAGCAGGGAGAACCAAGUGCUGAAGAUCAAGCUGGAAGCCACGAGAGAAGCAGGUGCACAGGCUCUCAGAUCUGCCUCCCAACAACUGCGUGAGAACUACCGGACUCGGUCAGAAGAACUGAAAAAAGGCCACGAGAAUGAAAAGCAGCAAAUACAGGCCUACAACCUCCAACAAGAAGCAAAGCUCCAGCAAAGCUCCGCUAACGCCGGUCGCCUUGCCGAAAGUAUCGGGGAAAAACGUACCCGCGUCGUAGAGAUGGAGAGGCGCGUGCGAAGGAUGGAGGAGGAAAAGAAAACUCUGAUAGAGAAGAAAAUGGCAUUUGAAAAGACACUUCAAGAGAUGAUGUCAAGGAAUGAGGACAGCAAACGGUGCCUGGAUCUCCAGAGGCAGAUUUCCACCCUGCGGGAGCAGAUCCUCCACCUCCAGCGCGUGAUCCAGGCGCAGCACCACGGCCUGCGCGGCGUGAUAGGAGAGGCAGAGGAACUCAACAAUGAACUCAGAAACCAAGAUAAAAAAAUAGAAAACCUGACAGGGAAGCUGACUGCGCUGGAAGCGCAGAAUAAAGAACUGAAAGACAGACUAGAGUUCUGGUCUAGCCAGCCCAAGGCUAUCGCUUCCAAAGCUCUCCAGACCGAUGCUGGUCCCUCUCCUAAGGGCAGGCGGGGUGCUGAGCUGGACACCGGGCUCAGGACUCGGCCGGGGCUCCAAGCCGGCUCUACCGCCGCAUCCUGGCUGAAAGAGGAGACGGUGAAGCGGGGAAACCGCAUCGGCCAGGGGCUGAGGAACAAGGAUGCGCUGCUCUGCGAGGGCAGCCACUCCCCUGGCAAGUGCUUGUAUUUGGAAAUGAGUCAUUAG
Balearica regulorum gibbericeps (East African grey crowned-crane) is the source of this 1197-nucleotide messenger RNA. NCBI's taxonomy places the organism in Eukaryota, Metazoa, Chordata, Aves, Gruiformes, Gruidae. The record is from RefSeq and is a predicted model, not a curated record.